Molecule: messenger RNA, 3541 nt
Organism: Vicia villosa (hairy vetch)
Lineage: Eukaryota; Viridiplantae; Streptophyta; Magnoliopsida; Fabales; Fabaceae
Product: FT-interacting protein 3-like
Exons: 2
Coding region: 228-3248 (1006 amino acids)
Source: RefSeq, a predicted model, not a curated record
CAAUAAACACAGUAGUACUAUUUUGUUGUGUUGUUCUUAGUGGUACCAAACUGUUACAAGACAUUACAUUGUUGCUUUUCUUCGUACUUUCUCUUCUCUUUCUCUUUUCAUUAUUUCUAACAUUUGUUUCAUUUCAGUUUCACAAAGUUUCAUUCCUCAUAGCUCAAAAUCUCAGGUAUAAUAUAACGUCUCUCGAUCCAAGUUUUUCUUGAAGCUGGUUAUUUGCGAUGAGCAGUCUCAAGCUAGGUGUGGAAGUUAUCGGGGCUCAUGACCUCAUGCCGAAAGAUGGUGAGGGCUCGGCUAGUGCUUUUGUUGAGCUUCAUUUUGAUGAGCAGAAGUUUCGGACAAGUAUUAAAGAAAAAGAUCUGAAUCCUGUUUGGAAUGAGAAAUUUUACUUCACCAUUGCUGAUCCAAGUAAAUUACCGAGCCUCACCCUUGAAGCGUGUGUCUACCACAACAAUAACAAAGGAAAUAACAACAAAGUGUUUCUUGGUAAGGUUCGUCUCACGGAAACUUCGUUUGUCCCGUAUCCUGACGCUGUUGUAUUGCACUAUCCUCUGGAAAAGAAAUACACCUUUUCACGCGUAAAAGGAGAGCUUGGUUUGAAGGUAUUUGUUACCGACGACCCUUCUGUGAAGUCUCCCAAUCUGGUUCUUGAUGAGAAACCCUCUGUGGAUUCAGAUCAGCACUUGAACAAAGAUCAACCACCAGUAUCAUUGACAGAUUCAUUCAUGAACAUGUUUUCUCGUAAGAAGAAUGCUGCGCCGAGGCACUCAUUUCAUACCAUUCCUGGUUCUAAUAAAGAAGAACAUCGGUCUUCUCCUCCAGCUGCUGCAAAGAUGAAUACGGACCAUGGAACGUCUGAGAUGAAAUCUGCACUAACUCCAAAAAUCAUGCAUACAUAUGCGGAUUCUUUGUCUCCGAUGGAUUAUGCUCUCAAAGAGACAAGCCCUUCUCUUGGAGGGGGACAAGUAAUUGGCGGUCGAGUUAUUCGUGGGAACAGAUCAUCCAACACCUAUGACCUUGUUGAACCAAUGCGUUACCUUUUUGUACGAGUUGCAAGAGGCCGUGACCUUCCGGCAAAGGGUGUGACUGGGAGCCUUAAUCCAUACGUGGAGGUAAAAGCUGGAAAUUUCAAAGGAACAACAAAACAUUUUGAGAAAAAUCAGGAACCUGAAUGGAAUGAGGUGUUUGCGUUUGCAAGGGACAAUCUACAGUCAACUACGCUUGAAGUUGAGCUCAAAGACAAAAGCACAGUACUGGAUGAAAUAGUUGGUACUGUUAGAUUUGUUCUCAGUGAUGUUCCUACACGUGUUCCACCUGAUAGUCCGUUGGCUCCGGAAUGGUAUCAGAUUGACAAGAAGGGGAAAAAGAAAAAAGGGGAGUUGAUGCUUGCCGUAUGGUUUGGCACACAAGCUGAUGAAGCUUUUCCUGAUGCUUGGCAUUCUGAUACACUCUUUCCCGGAGAAAACUCUCCAGUUUCUCAUCAUCAAAUGCGAUCAAAAGUUUACCAUUCACCUAGAUUAUGGUAUGUGCGGGUCAGAGUGAUUGAGGCACAAGACUUAAUUCUGUCGGAUAAAUCUCAGUUCUCAGAUGCCUAUGUUAAGGUACAGACUGGUCACCAGAUCUUAAAGACAAAAUUGGUUCAGUCAAGGACAAAAAAUAUGCGAUGGGAUCAGGAGCUGAUGUUUGUUGCUGCCGAACCCUUCGAUGAACCUUUGAUCCUUUCUGUUGAAAACCGUGUUGGUCCCAACAAGGACGAGACAAUUGGCGUGGCUGUUAUUCCUUUGACCAAAGUUGAUAAGCGUGCUGAUGAUAGAAUUAUCCGAACUAGGUGGUAUAACCUUCAAGAGUCCAUGUCGUCUGCGAUGGAUGGGGAACAUGAGAAGACAAAUGAUGUAUUUUCUAGUAGGAUUCACCUUAGUGUCUGUCUUGAUGGUGGGUACCAUGUUUUUGAUGAGUCAAUUUAUCAUACUAGUGAUCUUACACCCACCUCGAAGCAGCUCUGGAAGAAGCCAAUCGGCGUUUUAGAACUCGGCAUUCUAAAAGUUGAUGGACUUCAUCCGAUGAAAGCCAGGGAUGGAAGAGGGACAUCAGAUGCAUACUGUGUGGCAAAAUAUGGACGAAAAUGGGUUCGUACUCGAACAAUUAUUAAUAGUCUAGACCCGAAAUACCACGAGCAGUACACAUGGGAAGUUUUUGAUCCAGCGACAGUUCUCACUGUGGGGGUGUUUGACAAUUGUCAAGUUAAUGGUCCAGAUAACAAAGAUUUGCUGAUUGGUAAAGUUCGGAUUAGAAUCUCAACCCUUGAAACCGGCCGUGUAUACUCAAACUCUUAUCCUUUAGUGAUGCUUCAUCCUUCAGGUGUUAAAAAGAUGGGUGAACUGAACCUGGCUAUUAGAUUUUCUUGUUACUCAAUGGUUGAUUUGAUGCAGCAGUAUUUUAAGCCUCACUUGCCAAAAAUGCACUACAAAAGGCCGCUUAACGUUAUGGAACAGGAAAUGCUGCGACAGCAGGCUGUAAAUGUUGUUGCUGCUCGCCUUAGUAGGGCGGAACCACCUCUCAGAAAGGAGGUUGUUGAGUACAUGUCUGACACAAAAUCUCAUCUUUGGAGCAUGAGACGCAGCAAAGCAAAUUUCUACCGUCUGAUGACGGUGUUUUCAGGAUUUCUUUCUGUAGGACGAUGGCUAGGGGAAGUUUCCACCUGGAAUAAUCCUAUGACAACGGUGCUGGUGCACAUUCUUUUUCUGAUGCUUGUGUGUUUCCCUGAACUUAUCAUGCCAACCAUGUUUCUCUACGUGUUCGUUAUCGGCAUGUGGAACUGGAGAUUCCGCCCGAGACACCCUCCUCACAUGAACCCGAAACUCUCUUACACAGAAGGAGUGACCACAGAUGAACUCGACGAGGAAUUCGACACAUUUCCUUCCACAAAGAGCCCUGAUAUUGUGCGAUGGAGGUACGAUCGUUUAAGAAGUGUGGCUGGAAGGGUUCAGAGUGUCGUUGGAGAUUUAGCUACUCAAGGAGAGAGAGUCCAAGCACUUGUGAGCUGGCGUGAUCCUCGCGCCAGCUCCAUGUUCAUGGCUUUUUGCCUCGUGUCUGCUGUUGUGCUGUACAUGACACCCUUCCAGAUUCCUAUUCUUAUAGGCGGAUUUUACUUUUUGAGACACCCAAUGUUCCGGAGUAAGGUACCACCUGGACCGGUUAACUUCUACCGCAGGCUACCCGCUCUCACUGAUAGCAUGCUGUAAAUGGUUUCUGUUGCGCGAGUUUCUGAAAUUUAUUUACCUGCUGAAAGUGAAGUGUUUGAAUCUAGCAUCGAGUUUUCGGCAGUUAUUGUAAAAUCCUUGGAGCUGCCAUCUUAUCUAAUCAUGUCUGUGUUUUUAUUUUAGUAUUGAGUUGGUGGAGAUGUAUGUAACCAUGCACAAUGAAACUAGUUUGAUGAUGACUGGUGUAAGAAAUUUAGCUGAACUUUCUUUCAUGUAAAAGUUGCAGGUUUUUGGUAAGGAAAUGAGAAGGAUAAUGAAAUGACCCUUUCAAAUAA